AUGCAGCAGGGUGUCCAUCUGGGCAAGAUUGUCGUGUCAAUGCGCAAUGCAGCUGGCGAGGUCGCUCUGAGCGAGAGCGAGAACGUAGUACACCAAAAGAAGGUCACUCAGUUUGAUAGCUCUGGUUCUUAUUUACUUGUUGGUGGCGUGGGAGGCUUGGGUCGCUCUAUAUCUACAUGGAUGGUCGAACGAGGGGCUCGUCACCUCAUUUACCUUUCUCGUAGCGCAGGAACGACCGACGCGCACUUGGAGUUUUCUCAAGAGCUUGCCAGCAUGGGGUGUCGCGCAGACUUUGUCCAAGGAACCGUUUCGAAUUUGGAUGAUGUCACCAAGGCCAUGAAACAGGCUCAUGGACACCUUAAGGGCAUCUUUCAGAUGUCUAUGGUUCUCCGUGAUCAGAGUUUCCCGCGCAUGACGAAGAGCGAGUGGGAUACUGCUGUUGAUCCCAAGGUUAAGGGAACGUGGAACCUUCACCAGGCCUCCACCUCUAUUAACGCAGACCUUGACUUCUUCGUUAUGUUCAGCUCCCUGUCUGGUAUUUUUGGACAGCCAGGCCAGACUAACUAUGCAGGUGCCAAUACCUUCAUGGACGCCUUUGCUCAGUACCGCUCCAACCUGGGGCUUCCAGCCUGCGCCAUUCAGAUAGGUGCCGUUGAAGAAGUGGGAUAUGUAGCAGAGAAUGAGGGGGUCAUGCAACGGUUUGCCCAUACUGGUGGCUCAGAGGGCGCUAUCUCCGAGCAGGAGCUUCUUGAAGCCGUCGAGGCAGCCGUGAAUUCGACAUCGGGGAACUUCUAUCUUGGUAUCCGGUCCAACAUGUGCUUGUAUAACCCAGGCGAACGUUCUCUCUGGAAGGGUGAUAUUCGCAUGGCGGCCUUUCAUAACAAUGAAGAUUCCAAUUCUACAGCAGCUGGGUUCUCCAGCGACGAUCUGCAGUCCUUCAUCACUAAGGCGAAGGGGGACGCUGAUUUACUGGGUCAGUCCGAGUCUGCUCAGUUCCUUGCUCGAGAGAUCGGAAGGAAGGUGUGCGAUUUCUUGUUGAAGCCAGAGGAAGAGUUGCAGACAUCAUCCUCUCUGUCGGAUCUCGGGUUGGAUUCCCUCGUUGCUAUUGAGUUGAGACAGUGGUGGAAGUCGGUUUUCGGGUUCGAUAUCAGUGUGCUCGAAAUGAUGGGAAUGGGGAGUCUAGAUGCUCUUGGAGCGCACGCUGCCAAAGGCAUGCUGCGCUUGUUUCAUGGUGUUGAGGAAUAA
Molecule: messenger RNA, 1245 nt
Organism: Aspergillus luchuensis
Lineage: Eukaryota; Fungi; Ascomycota; Eurotiomycetes; Eurotiales; Aspergillaceae
Product: beta-ketoacyl reductase
Exons: 1
Coding region: 1-1245 (414 amino acids)
Biological process (GO): fatty acid biosynthetic process; secondary metabolite biosynthetic process
Molecular function (GO): fatty acid synthase activity; phosphopantetheine binding
Source: RefSeq, a predicted model, not a curated record